ACGAUAAAAUAAUUAGGCAUCCCAAUCUGGGAUCUACGAGAAGCUUCCGUAGGAGCAGAAGGUGAGAUCCAUAAAUUCCAAUCUCAGGGAUAUUAGGUUGGAUUGGAUUAGGGUUUGGGAUUGUGAAAAGUGAAAACGGCCAUGGAAAGAGGAGGAUCUGCAACAACAACUACUGUAGGAGGAGCCGCAGUGGCAGAGGCGGAGAAAACGUCGUCGUAUAGGUACUGGGUGAGAGGUGCCACUGAGGACGCCGUUCCCAUUCCGCUUCCCAAGAAGCUGUCGCCCGACGACUUUGAUUCUAAUUCUAAUUCUAAUUCUAAUUCUAAUUCGAAUUCUAAUUCGAAUCCUCCAACUUUGGGUUCCGUCUGGAAUCGGGCUGGAACUUGGGAGGAGAAGAACCUUAAUAACUGGGCAACUCAAAGAAUCAAGGAGUUGGUUUUGUCGAUUGGUUGGUUAGAGUUCCCAUCAUCAGGUGGAAAAGCUCAGAUUUCUGAUGUUUCCAAAUGUCUUGGCGAUGCUUUCUUGGCGACUGUCCGGAGCAAGAAGCGUGUUGGCUAUACCUAUGAGCUUACCUUCAAAGUCGAAGGGGAGUGGAUUAUAAAAGACGAGAAAAAGUCGGUGAAGGGGCAUUUGGAUAUUCCAGAGCUCUCGUUUGGUGAGCUUCAUGACUUGCACCAGGAACUACUUGAAGAUGCAUCAGAAAUUUGCGGAGCCAUACUGCUUCUUUUGAAGCAUCACUAG
Messenger RNA from Morus notabilis, 741 nucleotides. RefSeq lists its product as uncharacterized. The coding region runs from base 142 to 741 and encodes 199 amino acids. Gene Ontology annotation, molecular function: protein-folding chaperone binding; ATPase activator activity. The record is from RefSeq and is a predicted model, not a curated record. Gene Ontology annotation, biological process: protein folding; positive regulation of ATP-dependent activity. Gene Ontology annotation, cellular component: cytosol. Lineage: Eukaryota; Viridiplantae; Streptophyta; Magnoliopsida; Rosales; Moraceae. The transcript is spliced from 6 exons.